UAUUGCGGCGGAAUGAUCUUCAUUCAAAAUAAAACAGUUUAUUCCCAGGCUGCGUAUGCUAAAAAAUUAAAAUCUUAUCUUUGACUAAUAAACAUGUCCGAAAACUCUCUGUUCGAAACCAAGAACGCAAAGGGGGAUCUAGUUUACAAGGUGUUUGCUAGUUCGAUAUUUGCAGGAAUCCUUCUGAUAUGGAUUUACCGAGCAACUCACGUGAUCGAAAAUGGGAGGAUUGUUUGGAUGGGAAUGGUUGGAGCAGAGAUAUGGUUCGGAUUCUACUGGAUCCUGACUCAGUCCCAUCGAUGGAAUCGCGUUUAUCGCCGCACCUUCAAGGACAGCCUCUCCAAGAGGUACGAGGAUGAUUUGGGUGGUGUGGACAUAUUCGUAUGCACGGCUGAUCCAGAAAUAGAGCCGCCGAUGCUGGUGAUCAACACUGUUUUAUCAGUGAUGGCUUAUGAUUAUCCGGCGGAGAAACUGGCGGUGUAUCUCUCCGACGAUGCUGCUUCCGACCUCACCUUUUAUGCUCUUUUGGAAGCAUCCGCCUUCGCUAGGCAUUGGCUGCCGUAUUGUAAGAAUUUCAGAGUCGAACCGCGCUCGCCACAAGCCUAUUUUACAACACAAUCUGCCCACUUGGAACCGCAGCAACCACAUUGUUUCAAUUCGAUCAAGAAAUUGUAUGAAGACAUGGAGAACAGGAUCGAGCUAGCAAAGAAACUUGGGACUGUCUCCAAAUCUACACUAAUAGAGCACAAAGGAUUUUCUAGCUGGGAUUCUUACACGUCGAAAACGGAUCAUGAUGCUAUUCUACAUAUACUAAUCGACAGGGAUGGAGAAGCAGCGGACGUUGAAGGCUGCAGACUUCCAACUUUGGUGUAUUUGGCUCGGGAGAAGCGCCCCCACCAUUUUCACAAUUUCAAAGCCGGAGCUAUGAAUGCUUUGAUAAGAGUAUCAUCAGAGAUCAGCAAUGGACCUAUAAUUCUAAAUGUUGACUGUGACAUGUACUCUAAUGAUUCACAAUCCAUUCGAGAUGCACUCUGCUUCUUCUUGGACGAAGACAAGGGCCACGAGGUUGCUUAUGUUCAAUAUCCCCAGAAAUUCCACAACCUUACUAGGAAUGAACUCUAUGGUGGCUCAUUGAGAGUUCUCUCUGAGUUCGAGUUUCCAGGUUUAGAUGCUUGUGGUGGACCUCUGUAUGUUGGAACCGGCUGCUUCCACAGACGUGACACUCUCUGUGGAAGAAAAUUCGGUGAAGCUUCAGUGUUCGAAUGGAAGGGAAGGGCGGUUUCAAGAAGUGGAGAGAGUAUUGCUGAACUGGAAGAAAGAGUCAAGGCAUUAGCAAGCUGCACAUUUGAGCUAAAUACUCAAUGGGGCCACGAGAUGGGCUUGAAGUAUGGCUGCCCGGUUGAGGAUGUGAUCACCGGGCUUUCAGUCCAAUGUCGAGGGUGGAAAUCCAUUUUCUUCAACCCUGAAAGAGCCGCUUUCUUGGGUCUAGCAGCAACGACCCUCGAUCAAAAUCUUGUACAGCACAAAAGAUGGUCAGAAGGAGACCUGCAGAUUCUCUUGUCGAAAUACAGCCCCAUAUGGUAUGGACUUGGAAGGAUAAACGUCGGCCUAAUAAUGGGAUAUUGCACCUAUUGCUUCUGGUCAGUUAACUGCUUUGCAACGCUAUUCUACUCCGUUAUACCAUCUCUCUAUCUAUUCAAGGGAGUCCCCUUGUUUCCACAGGUGUCAAGCAUGUGGUUUCUUCCAUUCGCCUACGUGGUGACUGCUGAGCUCGUGUACAGCUUUCUCGAGUAUCUCUGGUCUGGAGGGACGGCCCUAGGGUGGUGGAACGAGCAGAGGAUGUGGCUGUACAAGAGAACAAGCUCGUAUCUGUUUGCAGUGACGGACACCUUGUUGAAGGUGGUGGGAUAUUCUGAUUCAGGAUUUGUGAUAUCAGCCAAAGUGUCUGAUGCGGACCUGUUGGAGAGAUACAAACAAGAGAAGAUGGAGUUCGGAGCCACUACUCCAGCGUUCACCAUAUUGGCAACUCUAGCAAUGCUGAAUGUUUUUUGCUUGGUUGGCAUAGUGAUGAGAGUGAUUUGGGCAGGCGAAGUCGAGGCUUUCCAUCGGAGCUUGGGUUUGCAGGGUAUUUUGUGUGGAGUUCUGGUUUUGAUGAAUUUGCCCCUUUACAAUGCUGCUUUUGUUCGAUCUGAUAAGGGGAGCUUGCCUAGUGUUGUCACAUUUAAAAGUACGUUGAUGGCUGUGUCUUUGUGUAGCUUGUCUUCUUUGCUGUAGAAAACGUUUCAUUUGUAAUGAGUUACAUAUUGUUAGGUCUACAUGCCGAUUUAAUUCAUUCAACUGCAAAAGGGCUGGUUUGAUCACUACUUUGGAGUAUCAUGAAACUCUUCAAUAAAUAUAUUUCUUGACUA
Messenger RNA from Salvia hispanica, 2408 nucleotides. RefSeq names its product cellulose synthase like E1 (gene CSLE1). NCBI's taxonomy places the organism in Eukaryota, Viridiplantae, Streptophyta, Magnoliopsida, Lamiales, Lamiaceae. Gene Ontology annotation, cellular component: membrane. The record is from RefSeq and is a predicted model, not a curated record. Gene Ontology annotation, molecular function: cellulose synthase (UDP-forming) activity. Gene Ontology annotation, biological process: cellulose biosynthetic process.